AUGUACUCCUGCACGUUUCUCCGGAAAUCCUCACCUUCCUUACACCGAAUCAUUGUAGUUCAAAGGCUGAACUCUCCCCCACUCUUCCACCAAUCACAACCCUUAUCUUCAUCAUCAUCCAAAGCUUCUUCUUCUUCUUCUUCUUCUUCUUCUUCGGGAUCGUUUGAUGCGUACGUUGAUGGCAGCAUAGAUAAGUUCGAUUCUUUUCUGAGAUGGGUGUCAUCUGGGAUGGUCCUGAUUGCUGGGUCUAGCUUGGCUUAUUGUCAUUGGUCAUCAUCAUCAUCCUCUUCUUCUGCUUCUGCUUCUGAUAGGAGUACUUUCUUUUCUUUAGCAGACAGCCAGAAAGAAACAAACGAUUCUGGGUCUGAGGAUUCGAAUCCCGAGAAGGAACCUAGGUAUCUCUUUGGAGAUGCAUACAGGAGAAGGAUUUUCUUUAACUAUGAAAAACGCAUCAGGAUGCAAAGUCCCCCAGAAAAGGUGUUUGAAUACUUUGCAUCUAUUCGAAACCCAGAAGGAGAGGUCUUUAUGACACCGGCAGACUUGAUGCGAGCCGUGGUUCCGGUAUUUCCUCCCUCCAAAUCAAAUCGAGUCAGAGAGGGAAAUCUGAGAGGGGAGCGCGUUCCAGGAGAUUUACAUUGUGCUCCUUCAAAAUUUUUUAUGCUUUUUGAUACUGACAAUGAUGGAUUCAUAUCAUUUGCAGAGUACAUCUUUUUUGUUACACUCCUCAGCAUCCCUGAAUCAAGCUUUUCUGUAGCUUUUAAAAUGUUCGACCUUGACAAUAACGGGUCAAUAGAUAGGGAAGAAUUCAAGAAAGUAAUGGAUUUGAUGCGAACACAGAACAGACAAGGGGCUCAGCAUAGGGAUGGACUCCGAGUUGGGCUCAAGGUUGCAGAUUCUGUAGAGAAUGGGGGCCUGGUGGAGUACUUUUUUGGCAAAGAUGGCAACACAUGCCUUAAGCAUGGGAAAUUUGUUAAAUUCUUAAAAGACUUGCAUAAUGAAAUCUUGCAAUUGGAGUUUGCUCAUUAUGACUACAAACUGUGUGGAACAAUAUCAGCCAAAGAUUUUGCCUUGUCCUUAGUUGCAUCAGCAGAUAUCAGCCACAUACACAAGUUUCUUGAUCGGGUUGAUGAACUUGACAAUGAACCACGUCUCAAGGGAAUCCGCAUCACCUUUGAAGAAUUCAAAGAUUUUGCAGAGCUACGCAAGCAACUGCAGCCUUUGUCCUUGGCCAUUUUCAGUUAUGGGAAAGUGAAUGGACUGUUGACAAAGACAGAUUUCCAGAGAGCUGCAUCCCAGGUAUGUGGCAUCUCUCUUACAGAGAAAGUGGUCGACAUAAUAUUCCACGUGUUUGAUUCAAAUCGUGAUGGAAACUUAAGCUCAGAUGAGUUUGUAAAAGUGUUGCAAAGGAGGGAAAGGGAUGUGUCUCAGCCUAGGGAGGCUGGCUUCAUGGGAUUGAUAUCUUGCUGGUUGAACUGUGCAACUAACUGCUCCUCUUCAAAGCUCCUCCUUUAA
This is a messenger RNA of Malania oleifera, 1512 nucleotides long. RefSeq names its product calcium uptake protein, mitochondrial-like. Gene Ontology annotation, cellular component: uniplex complex. Gene Ontology annotation, biological process: calcium import into the mitochondrion; mitochondrial calcium ion homeostasis. Lineage: Eukaryota; Viridiplantae; Streptophyta; Magnoliopsida; Santalales; Ximeniaceae. The coding region runs from base 1 to 1512 and encodes 503 amino acids. Gene Ontology annotation, molecular function: calcium ion binding. The record is from RefSeq and is a predicted model, not a curated record. The transcript is spliced from 7 exons.